This is a messenger RNA of Populus nigra (black poplar), 1568 nucleotides long. RefSeq lists its product as uncharacterized. The record is from RefSeq and is a predicted model, not a curated record. The transcript has 4 exons. NCBI's taxonomy places the organism in Eukaryota, Viridiplantae, Streptophyta, Magnoliopsida, Malpighiales, Salicaceae. The coding region runs from base 255 to 1421 and encodes 388 amino acids.
UUAAAACCAUCUCCAACAGUCGCUCUGCCCAAAACUCUGUCAAGUGGCAAUAGGCAGUAGCUAAAAAAAAACCUUCAAACUCUUGAAAAAUCCCAUUCUCGCACACAGCACAAAGAGAAGCGAAGACGUUGCUAGUCAUUUUCAAUCCCCUCCUUAGUCACUGAUAGAUACUCUCCUCACCAAUUCUCAAACGGGAGCCGCACGACUCGUCGUUUUGAAGCUUGAACUCUACGAUUCCAGAGGUUGAUUUUGCCAUGGAGAACUCUGAUGAUGAAAAGGAUGGAGUUUUCAGUAACUAUAUGCCCAAAGAACUAAGUUUACCUAAUGGUACCAAAUUUGUAGAUGAGGUUCUAAGCGGCCAAAGUGACCGCUGUCUUGAAAAUUUUCGUAUGGAUAAGCAGGCAUUCUACAAGUUAUGUGAUAUUCUGCACAGCAAGGGCCUGCUACGCCAUACGAACAGAAUCAAGAUUGAGGAACAAUUAGCCAUAUUCUUGUUCAUUAUUGGCCAUAAUCUACGCACUCGUGCUGUUCAAGAAUUGUUCCGAUAUUCAGGAGAAACCAUCAGUCGCCAUUUUAACAAUGUUUUGAAUGCUAUCAUGGCAAUUUCAUUAGAUUUCUUUCAGCCUCCAGGAUCCGAUAUUCCACCAGAAAUCUUGGAAGAUCCUAGAUUUUAUCCAUAUUUUAAGGAUUGUGUUGGAGCGGUAGAUAGGAUACACAUUCCAGUGAUGGUUGGUAUAGAUGAGCAAGGACCUUUCCGUAAUAAGAAUGGACUACUUUCACAAAAUGUUCUGGCUGCAUGCUCCUUUGAUCUGAGGUUUCAUUAUGUUCUAGCUGGAUGGGAAGGCUCAGCAUCAGAUCUGCGAGUUCUGAACUCAGCACUCACGAGGCGGAACAAGUUGCAGGUCCCUGAAGGGAAGUAUUACCUUGUGGACAACAAAUAUACUAAUAUGCCAGGAUUCAUCGCUCCAUACAAUGGGAUCUCUUGUCAUUUAAAUGAGUAUUCUGGUGGUUAUCCUCCUCGAGAUUCAAGAGAACUAUUCAAUCAAAGGCACGCAGUACUAAGAAACGCCACUGAGCGUAGUUUUGGGGCUCUAAAGUCACGUUUCCCUAUACUGAUGUCCGCUCCUCCAUACCCCUUACAAACACAGGUUAAGUUGGUUGUAGCAGCAUGUGCGCUGCACAAUUACAUACGUAGGGAGAAACCAGGUGAUUUGAUUUUUAAAAUGUAUGAACAUGAUACUGUACUGCAAAUGGAGGAGUCCUUGCCCCCAUUAGAGGUGGAACAUCCACUUAUGCAAGUUGAGAACCCAGCUUUGGACAUUGCUUUUGAUACAGAACAGCUAGAAUUUAGUUCUCAGUUGCGUGACUCAAUUGCAGGUGAGAUGUGGGAUGACUACAUAAGUGAUUUAUCAACCAUGUAGAUGGAUUCAUUGUGAUUUGAUAGUUUCAGGGUAGGAUUGGAUUCUUUUCAAGAUCACUGGCAUAUAAAUUCUUAAAACUUGGUCUUGAUCCUGAUGUUGUACAUUGGCGCUUUGUUUAUAACAAAGAAGUAUAUAGGUCGAUCAAAA